Molecule: messenger RNA, 663 nt
Organism: Fraxinus pennsylvanica
Lineage: Eukaryota; Viridiplantae; Streptophyta; Magnoliopsida; Lamiales; Oleaceae
Source: the annotation of a GenBank genome assembly
AUGGGAAAGAGAAAGAGAAUAGUUGAAUUGAAUGAAACACCAUCAUCUUCAGACUUCAUGCCACCUUCGCCUCAGACGGGUAUGUUGUCAAAACAGCACCAAGCUGAACGCAGUGCGGCACAGCCUCCAUUAUCCAUUACGGAUAUUAGGGAUAGUUCCAUGAAGAUACCACAAGGCCUCCAGUCACCUCAUGGUUCUGGUUGUGGUUCAUUAUCGAGGCACCCUCAUCAUUGUUUUAGCCGCCGUUACUCUAAACGAAGCUCUAAUCAUCAUGAAGCAUCAACUUCUAAUCGGAAGGGUCAUCCCGUAUAUGAUGCGAAAUUGUCCUUUAAAUGGCCUAGUAAAGACUAUUCAGACUCACAGCAUAAAGAAAGUAGGGAGGGAACAUUCCAUAAGCCCGAAAGAAUUAGGUCAAGUUCGUUGGAGAUGAAUGCAGUAUCUGCUGAUGUGCGGAAAAUGGAGUGUGGUAUAUGCCAGAAACUUGUGAGAAAAAAACCCUUUAUCCUUGAGAACACUAUGUCAUCUAGCGAUGUCUCAGUGGUAGCCGUUUUAGUCUGCGGUCAUGUUUUUCAUGCUGAUUGUUUGGAAAAGAAAACGAGCCAUGAAGAUAGACGGGAUCCACCUUGUCCACUGUGUGCAAGCCUACUCUCGCACGUUGCCUAG